CAAUGACCUAACCUAACCAUAACAAAACCUAUCCUUUUCAUCUUUUUAUAGUUUAUGUAGCGUGUCAAAGACAAAACAUCCUAAUGUCAAGUAUCUUCCAAAAAAGUAAUUCAGCAUUUAAUAAUAAAAAGUUUUAAAUUGUGAAUAAAUAAAUUUAAAUAUUAAGUUCAGUUUUACACUGAAACCCGAAUGUGUCAUUACAGUGCGUUAAUAAUAUUUGGAUAACGACUGUAUAUAUUUAAUUUUUCAUUUCCUUUGCGUGGAAAUAAGUGAGAGCAAAAUGGUUCUCGCAGAUUUAGGUCGAAAAAUAACAUCUGCAUUACGGUCACUUAGUAAUGCGACCGUAAUUAAUGAAGAGGUUUUAAAUUCUAUGCUAAAAGAAAUAUGUGCGGCAUUACUUGAAGCAGAUGUUAAUAUUAGGCUUGUGAAAAAGCUAAGGGAAAAUGUACGUCUUGUUAUUGAUUUUGAUGAUAUGGCUGGAGGACUUAAUAAAAGGAGGAUGAUACAAAGCGCUGUCUUCAAAGAGCUUGUAAAGUUGAUAGAUCCUGGAGUAAAAGCUUAUCAACCAAUAAAAGGACGUUCCAAUGUAAUUAUGUUUGUUGGUUUGCAAGGUUCAGGAAAAACAACUACCUGUACUAAACUUGCUUACCACUAUUUAAAAAAAAAUUGGAAGGCUUGUUUAGUUUGUGCUGAUACUUUCCGUGCAGGAGCAUACGAUCAGAUCAAACAGAAUGCAACAAAAGCACGAAUUCCAUUUUAUGGAAGCUAUACAGAGGUAGAUCCAGUAGCAAUAGCACAGGAUGGUGUAGAAAUGUUUAAAAAAGAAGGUUAUGAAAUAAUUAUUGUUGAUACCAGUGGUCGGCACAAGCAAGAGGAAUCUCUGUUUGAAGAAAUGCUUCAAGUUGCUAAUGCCAUUCAACCAGACAAUAUAAUUUUCGUAAUGGAUGCAACAAUAGGACAAGCUUGUGAAGCUCAAGCAAAAGCUUUUAAAGAACGCGUUAAUGUUGGUUCUAUUAUUAUUACAAAGCUUGAUGGACAUGCGAAAGGUGGUGGUGCCCUCUCGGCGGUUGCUGCGACACAAAGUCCAGUAAUCUUUGUGGGUACAGGAGAGCACAUAGAUGACUUAGAACCGUUCAAAACGAAACCUUUUAUUAGUAAAUUAUUGGGUAUGGGUGACAUAGAAGGUCUUAUAGAUAAGGUAAACGAAUUAAAUCUCGAUGAUAAUGAAGAACUGUUAGAGAAAAUCAAACACGGACAGUUUACUUUGCGAGAUAUGUAUGAGCAGUUCCAAAACAUUAUGAAAAUGGGGCCAUUUUCUCAAAUCAUGGGAAUGAUUCCUGGUUUUAGCCAAGAUUUUAUGCCGAAAGGUACGGAGCAGGAGUCUGUGGUCAGAUUAAAGCGGUUAAUGACCAUUAUGGACAGCAUGAACGACUCAGAACUAGAUAAUAGGGAUGGAGCAAAAUUGUUCAGUAAACAGCCGGGUAGAAUAGUAAGAGUGGCACAAGGAUCUGGGGUAACUGAAAAGGAAGUCAAAGAUUUAAUUACACAGUAUACAAAGUUCGCAGCUGUCGUGAAAAAGAUGGGUGGUAUUAAAGGUUUAUUUAAAGCUGGAGACAUGUCAAAGAAUGUAAAUUCAACACAGAUGGCAAAAUUAAAUCAUCAAAUGGCAAAGAUGAUGGAUCCAAGAGUCUUACAUCAAAUGGGCGGCAUGCCAGGACUGCAAAACAUAAUGAAGCAGCUCCAACAGGGUACAGCUGGUGGGCUCGGAAAUCUAAUGGGAGGUUUUGGUGGAAAAUCGUGAAAAGAAUUUUUAGGCUCAAAAUUUGUUAAAUAUCAUUCAAUAGUAAAGGGAAGAAAAUGAAAACGUACGGAGAAGAGAGAAAGUAUUUUCAAACCUGUACUAUCACCGACAAUGAUUUCAUGAAGAUUUCCAUUUUAUGUUUAUAAAUCUUUUUCAACGCGAAAAAAAUAAAACGUGAUAUUCAGUACCGUA
Messenger RNA from Megachile rotundata (alfalfa leafcutting bee), 1993 nucleotides. RefSeq names its product signal recognition particle 54k (gene Srp54k). Gene Ontology annotation, molecular function: GTPase activity; ATP hydrolysis activity; 7S RNA binding. The record is from RefSeq and is a predicted model, not a curated record. Gene Ontology annotation, biological process: SRP-dependent cotranslational protein targeting to membrane, translocation; SRP-dependent cotranslational protein targeting to membrane. Gene Ontology annotation, cellular component: signal recognition particle, endoplasmic reticulum targeting; cytosol. NCBI's taxonomy places the organism in Eukaryota, Metazoa, Arthropoda, Insecta, Hymenoptera, Megachilidae.